Messenger RNA from Charadrius vociferus (killdeer), 1680 nucleotides. RefSeq names its product 5'-nucleotidase, cytosolic IA (gene NT5C1A). NCBI's taxonomy places the organism in Eukaryota, Metazoa, Chordata, Aves, Charadriiformes, Charadriidae. The transcript is spliced from 6 exons. The coding region runs from base 125 to 1042 and encodes 305 amino acids. Gene Ontology annotation, biological process: nucleotide metabolic process; adenosine metabolic process. The record is from RefSeq and is a predicted model, not a curated record. Gene Ontology annotation, molecular function: 5'-nucleotidase activity; magnesium ion binding; nucleotide binding. Gene Ontology annotation, cellular component: cytoplasm; cytosol.
GGCGGGGCGGCCCUGGGAGGAGGCCAAAGCUUUCUACGACAACCUCGCCCCCAAGAAGAAACCCAAAUCGCCAAAGCCCGAGAACGCCAUCACCAUCGCCGUAUCGUCGCGAGCGCUUUUCCGCAUGGAGGAGGAGCAGAAGAUUUACAAUGAGCAAGGGGUGGAGGCCUACGUGAAAUACCAGCUGGACCAUGAGAACGAGCCCUUCCUCCCCGGGGCUGCCUUCCCCUUCGUCAAGGCGCUGGAGGCGGUGAACACGCAGCUGCGUGAGCUCUACCCCAACAGCGAGGAGCUCUUCGACAUCGUCCUCAUGACCAACAACCAUGCCCAGGUUGGGGUUCGCUUGAUCAACAGCAUCAACCACUAUGAUCUGUUCAUCGAGAGGUUCUGCAUGACGGGCGGGAACAGCCCCAUCUGUUACCUCAAGGCGUAUCACACCAACCUCUACCUCUCCUCUGACGCUGAGAAAGUGAGUGAGGCCAUUGAAGAGGGGAUCGCUGCAGCCACCAUCUUCAGCCCCAGCAAAGACCUGGAGGUGUCAGAGAACCAGCUGCGGGUGGCAUUUGAUGGUGACGCUGUGCUCUUCUCGGAUGAGUCAGAGCAGAUCGUGAAGGCUCAUGGCUUGGACAUGUUCUUCGAGCACGAAAAGGCUCACGAGAACAAGCCUCUGGCACAGGGACCCCUGAAGGGCUUCCUGGAGGCCCUGGGGAAGCUGCAGAAGAAGUUCUAUUCCAAGGGACUGAGGAUGGAGUGUCCCAUUCGCACCUACCUGGUCACUGCCAGGAGCGCGGCCAGCUCGGGAGCCCGGGCCCUAAAGACUCUGCGCAGCUGGGGCCUGGAGACGGAUGAGGCUUUGUUCCUGGCCGGGGCUCCCAAGGGACCGCUGCUGAAGAAGAUCCGUCCUCACAUCUUCUUCGAUGACCAGAUGUUCCACGUGGAGGGAGCCAAGGAGAUGGGCACCGUCGCUGCCCACGUCCCUUAUGGCGUCGCCCAGAAGCACAAGCGGCCGGCGCAGGAGAAGCAAACCCCGAACAGCAAGUAGUGAAGCUGGGUUGUCCCACGGCCCCCGGCGUGCGGCACAAUUUCACCCCGUGCACCACGCUCUGACCUGGCUUGUGGUCUGCAAGGCAGAGAGCGUUUGCCCUGGCGAGCGCGAGGUUAUUCCCCAGCGACAGCCUUGGCGGGGGCACGGCUGGAGGAGGGGGCUGACGAAAGGCUUCCUUUCGCCUCUGUUUUCGUUGCAAUGUCGUGGCGUUGUCCCCGUUCCUCAUGGGGCCGGAGGCUCCCCUGGGCUGGGCAGCCCCACGAGCCAUUCCCUCUCUUCCCUGGGCUCUGCGCUUGCUUCAGGCAAAAUCCCUGGAGGAAGGAUCUCUCUUUUUGUGGACUGUUUGUGCCAGGCAGGUUUAACCUAUUGGCGUUUCUCUAAAACCCCAGGUAAUUCCCAAAGCCGUUGAUUUGCAAAGCAAAUGUUCAGGCUGAACUGUUGAACUGGAAAGUUGGGAGCACACAAAACCCCUUCUUGCAGCUUUGAAACAAAAUGUUGUCCCUUUUAACUAAAAUUAAGCCAUAAUAUUGUUCCUUCACAGAUCCAGCCCCUGCUCCCCGACCAGAAAACCUUUCACGUCUUUGUCCUUCCACCAAGAUUUUGUCAGCUGAACAGCUUUCCUUUCAUGCACUAAA